Messenger RNA from Gambusia affinis (western mosquitofish), 2923 nucleotides. It is a transcript of the gene fam110b, whose product is annotated as family with sequence similarity 110 member B. The transcript is spliced from 6 exons. The coding region runs from base 434 to 1951 and encodes 505 amino acids. NCBI's taxonomy places the organism in Eukaryota, Metazoa, Chordata, Actinopteri, Cyprinodontiformes, Poeciliidae. The record is from RefSeq and is a predicted model, not a curated record.
UACCAAAUUUUGUGUCGCCUUUAUCUUUCCUGUGGCUUUUUGAGUAGAAACCCUGGUCUACAGAGUGAAAGUAGAUUUCUAGGGGAAAGAGAAUCUGGAGCAGAAAAGGACGCUGAUUGUGAAGAGGCUCGGCGGAAGGAAGUGCCGCUGCUGCUCACUGCUGCUGGCGGAGGACUGGACGCUGUCAGGCCGAACAAACGCACCGAUCUGACGGAGAGAAAUUGCUGCAGCAUCUUUUGUUUUCUGACUCUGAAGCUGAGAUGUGACUCCCUCUGACAACCUGCAGCACCUAGAGGCUAAAUACACAGGCAGCAUUAAAGCAAAGGGUUUAAGAGAACCAAUGAGCAGAGCCAAAGCAAAGCCUCCAAACUGGUAAAUAUUGUUUGCAAGAUGCUUAUCAGGCUGAAGGGAGAGCUGGACUCAGUGGAGAGGCAUGACCCCACCCUCUGUCAACCACCCCGCACCUAUUGCCACCACGGCCGGCCACCCCAAUCGCCUUGUUGCCAUGCCGACAGAGACAUUGGCUCCUCCCCUGCCAGGUAGCAAGUCUGCUGGCCCCACCACGCCCUUCAGUUCCACUGUACCUCUUCGCAUCCUCAACAAGGGCCCUGAGUACUUCAGAAGGCAGGCGGAACCAAACCCAAACCGCCUGAGUGCAGUUGAGAGACUAGAAGCAGACAAAGCAAAGUAUGUCAAGAGUCAGGAGGUCAUCAACGCCAAGCAAGAACCAGUCAAACCGCCUGUCCUGGCCAAGCCCACCGUUGACCCUUCCAUCCUGUCAAAGAAAAGCCCUGGGAUUGGUGGAGGAGGGAACGGAGCCGGGAUCCCUUUCAAAGCGUCCAAUAACAACGCAAAGUCAGACACAUGUGCGUCCAGCUGUGGCAGCGGCAAACGGGAGAAUUUAAAUCUGGAGAUCUUAAAAAAUCUGCUGAACUCAUCAUCAUCCUCAGCAGCAGGUUCUGAAGGACUGUCAGGUGGAGCUAAAAGUGCUGUUCUUAUGAGGUCAUCAGUCAGAAUGGCCCGAAGCUGGACACCGUUGGGGAUGCCACUAACAUACAGAUCUACCAUGACCCUUAAUGAGCAACCUUCAGACUCAGCUCCCAGUCCAAGCACCUCACAUUCUCUCAGAUCCUUCUCUCACUCCUUAAAGGUCCCCCCAGUGGCCAGCGGGGGGCAUCGCACUCCACAACAAGCAGGAAACCUGAACCUUAGCAGACGAGUCCAAGAUGAAAGAGGAUGUGAAUGUGAAGGAGGAGUUGUCCAGCGUUCUCAUUCCCCACUGCCACCUCUCCUGACCUCCCACUCAUCAUCUGACCUCCUGCGACUGUGCAACGGUAAACCGCUGCGCACCACUCAGUCUAGCAGCUCUUCAGCUCCACCCCUCCCUCCCAAACCAAAGCCCACCUCUCUCCCUCCUGCACUAUCCUUGUCACUGCCACGUGCGCGUCCACCAAUGUCCCCUACGCCCUGCGACAACACAACUCCACAGUCGUUGCACUGUGACUUUGGAGACCCUGCUAGUGCAUCAGCUGAGUUGAACAUUGAUCUGGAGCAGGGUUCGAACGUGACUCGUCGUUCAUCGCUGCACAGAUCCAAGUCGGACCUGUCGGAUCGGUAUGCCCGGGCCGGAGCGGAUGUGGAACGCUUUUUUAAUUAUUGCGGCCUUGACCCUGAGGAGUUGGAGGCAGUGGGUCCCGAGAACUUUGCACGGGCCAACUCAGACAUUGUCAGCCUGAACUUUCGAUCAGCUUCUAUGAUCUCCUCUGAUUGUGACCAGUCAAGGCGAUCUUCCAAUGACGGAAUAUCAGAAGAGGAUGAGGGGGAUGAGGAGGAGGAGGCCGGUGAGCGCGUCCCCUAUGGCAUCUCAGCUGUGGAGCGAAAUGCAAGGGUUAUUAAAUGGCUGUAUAGCAUUAAACAAGCAAGAGAAACACAAAAGGUUUCCCAUGUUUAGAUUAUGUGAACCAUUCAUGUGGACUGUGGAUAAUCUCUCCUAUGACUCCAAACUUGUAAGGUCGUUUCUAGCCGGUUUUAAAGGCUGAAGAAAAAGAAAAUAAUUUUAGUUUUAAGAAUAAAGAACUGAAGAAGUGGUCUAAGAGUUCAUAUCAGACAAACAAGAGGUAUUAAGAGAAUACUCCAAAAUAUUGAAGAAGGUGAACAAAACCAAACAUGGACAGAUGUAGUGAUAAAGACUCUGUCAUUUUCUGUUUCUCUCAGAAAGCCUGACAGACAUCUCAGUAUAGGACCACAACCAAAAGCAAUGAUGCAGUGAGGUAGAGAAUGGAUCCACUCGGUCAGAAGUGUUCAGCACACUUCAGCCCAUCAUACAUUAGUGUGACUGACAUUCCAACAAAGUGCAGCCCUUUAUUCCCAAUCCGUUUGGCCAGUUUAGCUAUCUGUCAGUGUUCCACACUUAGAAAUGGCCUUCAGUCUGAAACAUCAAACUGGAAACAGCAGAUAUCAGUAUUAAUGGUUGUAUUGGUGCCCGGAGAAGCAGUUGUUAAUUGUACCAAUUAAUUUUUUCCCUAAACAGUAUGUACACCAAAAACUCCUUUAUGUUCCAGUUCCAUGUACAAACAAUGACAUAUUGUGCUGUCCUACAAUUCCACCAGAGGUAUUUGCAUAUGUCCAUCUCUGCUUGACUUAAGUGACUAAGCAUCAUUCGAAUGUGUGAAGAUUUUAUAACUACUUCCCACAGAGUAUUUUUCUUACCAAAACCUGUGAAUGAAGUAAGACAUAGAAGCUCUAUGUCUUACUUCACUCUUCACUCUAAAUAUAGAAUGAUGUGGUCUUCUUCAGUUGAGUAACACUAAGAAAGCGACUUCAGACAGAAAAUUCUCUGUGUACCCUGCUUCCCACCAGUGAUGCUAACUUGCAACAUCUGUAUGAAAUCCGAGAGUUUCCAUUAAAAAACAGGCGAGAGCUA